This is a messenger RNA of Chrysochloris asiatica (Cape golden mole), 2925 nucleotides long. It is a transcript of the gene ZNF219, whose product is annotated as zinc finger protein 219. Gene Ontology annotation, molecular function: RNA polymerase II cis-regulatory region sequence-specific DNA binding; DNA-binding transcription factor activity, RNA polymerase II-specific. Gene Ontology annotation, biological process: regulation of DNA-templated transcription. Lineage: Eukaryota; Metazoa; Chordata; Mammalia; Afrosoricida; Chrysochloridae. The transcript has 5 exons. The record is from RefSeq and is a predicted model, not a curated record. The coding region runs from base 288 to 2441 and encodes 717 amino acids. Gene Ontology annotation, cellular component: nucleus.
AUCAAGAACAGAAAGGACCGAAGAGUAACUUUAAUAAUGUUUCUUAUACGGCAGACAUUAACUAUCUCUCUAAUCGCCCCUCCUCCUCCCUCAAAAGAGAGUCAGAAAAUGUAAGGGAGAGGCUUUGAGAUAAAACCCCAGGAAGAACUUCCCGAGUCUGUGCAUGUUGGGGCAGAAAGAGCGGCAGAGCCAACUCCUUGCCUGCUCCUCAGCACCUGUUGCCUUCACUAGCAGCUUUUCCUCCUCUUCCCUGCACUCCCCAGAACCAAAGAAUGUGAAGGGGGUCCAUGGAGGGCUCACGUCCCCGCGCUCUGGGCGGCCACUUAGCGCCCUCACCGCCAGCCUUCGAGGGUGAACUGGAUCUGCAGCGUUACUCCAACGGGCCAGGCUUGAGCGCAGGGUCACCCGGGAUGGGUGCGGUGGCCUGGUCUGAGAGUCGUGCAGGUGAAAGGCGUUUCCCUUGCCCUGUAUGCGGGAAGCGCUUCCGCUUUAACUCCAUCUUGGCGCUGCACCUGAGGGCACACCCUGGCGCCCAGGCCUUUCAAUGUCCGCACUGCGGCCACCGUGCAGCACAGCGGGCUUUGCUGCGCUCCCAUCUCCGCACUCACCAGCCAGAGCGCCCGCGUAGCCCUGCCGCGCGCCUGCUGCUGGAAUUGGAGGAGCGUGCACUGCUGCGCGAGGCCCGGCUAGGGCGAGCCCGGGGCUCAGGGGGUGUGCAGGCCAUCCCAGCCACAGAAGGCCUGGCUCCACCCCAGUCUACUACAUCGUCUGCCUUCCGUUGUCCCUUCUGCAAAGGCAAGUUUCGCACCGCAGCGGAGCGUGAACGCCACCUGCACAUUCUGCACAGACCCUGGAAGUGCGGCCUGUGUAGUUUCGGCUCCAGCCAGGAGGAGGAGCUACUACACCACAGUCUGACAGCCCAUGGGGCUACCGCGCGCCCCCUGGCGGCCACCUCCACUGCGCCCCAGCCUCAGCCUCCACCAGAGCAGGAACCCAAAUCAGCCCCAGAAGCCGAGCCUGAGCCGGAGCCUGAGUCAACCCCCGCCCCCGCCCCCACUCCCGCCGCUCCAGAGGAGCCCCCAGCGCCUCCGGAGUUCCGCUGCCAAGUGUGCGGCCAGAGCUUUACACAGUCUUGGUUUCUCAAGGGCCACAUGCGCAAGCACAAGGCUUCCUUUGAUCAUGCGUGUCCCGUGUGUGGCCGCUGCUUUAAGGAGCCCUGGUUCCUCAAGAACCACAUGAAGGUGCACGCAAGCAAGCUCGGCCCACUGCGUGCUCCUGGGCCUGGUUCUGUGCCUGCCCGGGCCCCUCAGCCUCCUGACCUGGGCCUACUGGCCUAUGAGCCACUGGGUCCCGCGCUCCUCUUGGCCCCGGCGCCUGCCGCCACUGAGCGCCGUGAUCCCCCGAGCCUCCUGGGUUAUCUUAGCCUGCGAGCUGGUGAGGCGCGGCCCAACGGCGAGGGUGCUGAGUCUGCGCCUAGCCGCAGUUUUGGAGGCUUCCGUCCUUUGCCUUCGGCUCUCCCUGCCCGGGCUCGCCGGCACCGCACUGAAGAGCCUGAUGAAGAGGAGGAGGUGGUGGAGGCAGAGGAGGAGACCUGGGCCCGUAGCCGGGCGCUGGGUCCUCUGACUUCACUGCACUCGCGCCCAGGCGAGGGGCCGGGGCAGCCUGCGUCUGCAGCAGGAGCCCAGGCAAGAUCAACGGCCACGCAGGAAGAAAACGGGCUGUUGGUUGGAGGGACUCGCCCGGAAGGCCGGGCAACUACUGGCAAGGAUUGUCCCUUCUGCGGAAAAUCUUUCCGCUCAGCGCAUCACCUCAAGGUGCAUCUGCGAGUGCACACAGGCGAACGCCCUUACAAGUGUCCGCACUGUGACUACGCGGGCACCCAGUCCGGCUCGCUCAAGUAUCACUUGCAGCGUCACCACCGGGAACAGAGGAGCGGGGCGGGCCCAGGCCCCCCCCCAGAGCCGCCACCCUCUUCCCAGCGGGGUUCAGCCCCGCCUUCGGGAGCCAAAGUUGCUCAGCAGCCUGCCACUUGGGUGGAGGGCACAGGGAGCCCUCGGCCUCCUACAAGUGGCACCGUGCCCGGGUCACGUCGGAAGCCAGCUAGCCCCGGGAGGACCCUUCGCAACGGGCGAGGCGGUGAGGCCGAGCCCCUGGACCUGUCCUUGCGGGCAGGCCCGGGAGGUGAGGCCGGGCCUGGGGGUGCCCUCCAUCGCUGCCUCUUCUGCCCUUUUGCCACUGGAGCCCCUGAGCUCAUGGCCUUGCACCUGCAAGUGCAUCACAGCCGCCGGGCAAGGGGUCGUCGGCCACCCCAGGCCGAAACAUCCCCGCCCUAUGCCCGAGCACCAUCAGGGGAGACCCCUCCCAGUCCUCCUGAAGAAAGGGAGGAGAACCCCGGGAUGUUGAGAUCUGGAGAGACCGGGCUGGGGGGGCAAGAACGGUAGGGAGCCCUCUUAGGGGCCUUUAGCUUAGUGAGCUUACCUCGCUGGAGCGGGGAGCGCUAGAGGUAGUUGGAUAGAACAGCCAGCAGGGGGCAGUGCGGGACCCAUAUCCCAGCCCCAGGCAGACCAGAGGGUGAAGGGGCAGUGGGCGUAGGAGAGUGGGCGGGAGGUACUCAGCCCAGGGGAGAGUCACAGUGCCUUAGAAGUGGCAGGGGUGAGGGUCAAAGAAUGGGGUCCCAGGGUUGGCAGAAAGAGUCAUGUCUCUAUAGAGGAGCUGCUCUGCCAGUCUUUGCUGGUCCAUAGGCGUGAGAGUUUAUUUUUGUACAAGGGGUGGGGGUGGGGGGCCCUGUACCCUUCUAGCCCCAAAAGGGGCCCUGUAGACGUUGCUAUUUUUGGUACGAUCCCUGUCUUCCCUGUCGCAGAGUUGUGUCCCCAAUAAACAGGUGUCUUGAGGCACAGGGUACUGUGUCUGUCUGCCUAUGUCCUG